Molecule: messenger RNA, 2652 nt
Organism: Megalops cyprinoides (Indo-Pacific tarpon)
Lineage: Eukaryota; Metazoa; Chordata; Actinopteri; Elopiformes; Megalopidae
Product: patched domain-containing protein 3-like
Exons: 5
Coding region: 1-2652 (883 amino acids)
Cellular component (GO): membrane
Source: RefSeq, a predicted model, not a curated record
AUGGCGUGCUGCCAUACAGACUGCAUUGAGAAGCCUUUAUCAAAACUCUUUAAAAAAUUCGGACGUCUUGUCGGCUCUCACCCCUACUGGUUUCUCAUCAUCCCCAUGUUAGUCUCCACUGCGUUGGGAGGGGGAUUUUAUUUUCUCAAAGACAGAGAAGCGAAUGACAUCGAGGAACAGUUUACCCCGCUGAAUGGACUUGCCAAGCAAGAGAGACAAUUCGUCAAGGAAAACUUCCCUUACGACGAAUCAACGUUUUCCAUCCAGAGGCUGUACACUGAAGGAACAUACGCAUCUCUCAUAGCUGUGUCAAAAAAUGGUGACAAUAUACUGACAAAGGCAGCAUUUGAAGAAGUUAUCUAUUUGGACGAAAAAAUCCGAAAUAUCAGUGUGAGUGCCAAAUCGUUAAAGUUCGCGAACAUCUGCGCACAAGCUAAUGAUGUGUGCGUCUCCAAUGCCAUAUUACAAAUUAUUGAUAACAAUGCCACUAAGAUUUCAGAAAUCAACAUCACUUUCCCCUGGCAUGGAGACUAUUUUCUUGGCUUUACGGUCGGUGGGGUUAAAGUGAACAGAGAUGACAUUGUCGAACAGGCUCGGGCAAUACGACUUUUCUACUAUUUAAGAGAGGACGAAGAAGACCGCCAGAAUGUAGAUUUGUGGCUGAAUGAAUUCCUUAACGUCUCCUCCAAAAUAGUGACCAUGAACUCUAUUGAGGUGUCUUAUUUCACAUCUCGAUCACGUCAGGAGGAGCUCGAGGGCAACACCAAAGAAGUGAUCCCUUUGUUUUCGGUCACGUACUUCCUCGCCAUUACUUUCUCAAUUGUAUCUUGCAUAAGGCUGGACAGUGUGAGGAACAAGGUGUGGGUGGCUGCCUUUGGUGUGCUCUCUGCCGGCCUGGCGGUGCUGUCCAGUUUUGGGAUGAUGCUCUACAUUGGUGUGCCUUUUGCCAUGACUGCAGCUAACUCUCCCUUCCUGAUACUCGGAGUUGGCGUCGAUAACAUGUUCAUCAUGAUAUCUGCCUGGCAGCAGACCAACGUCCAUGACAAGGUUGAGGAGCGUCUGGCCGACAUGUACAAAGAGGCGGCCAUCUCCAUCACCAUCACCACGCUGACCGACAUCUUGGCUUUCUACAUCGGCCUCAUGACUCCCUUCGGCUCUGUCCGGUCCUUCUGUCUGUACACUGGCACAGCUUUCCUUUUCUGCUACCUCUACAACAUCACAUUCUUCGGCGCCUUUAUGGCGUUGAAUGGAAGGAGGGAAGCCAGCAACCGACACUGGCUGACCUGCAUGAAGAUUCCAUUAGAACGUCCCCAGGAAAGUUCUAAAGGUCACAGUAUCUGUUGUGUGGGAGGGGCUUAUGACAGAGAAACAAAUAAAGAAGAGAAACAGCCAAUGAAUCAUUUUUUUAAGAAAUACUACGGGCCGUUUCUGACUAAAACAUGGACCAAAGGCUUUGUGGUCCUGCUCUAUGCUGCCUAUUUGGCUGGAAGCAUUUACGGAUGUUUUCAGAUACAGGAGGGCAUAGACGUUAGAAAUUUGGCACCUGACGACUCCUAUGUUGUUAAGUACUAUGACGACGAGAAGGCAUACUUCAAUAGAUAUGGUCCGAAUGUUAUGGUAAUUAUAGAUGGUGAAUUUCCGUAUUGGAAUCAGAGUGAAAGGGAAUAUCUCAAUGUGAGCCUGAAAAUUUUUGAAAAUCUAGAAUUUAUUGAUAAAACCUUAUUUGUGUCGUGGCUUGAGUUAUAUGAAAUCUAUGCAAGAGAUAAAUUCAAUAUGAGUAAUGAAACUGAAUUCAAAGCAAAUUUAAUUACAUUUUUAAAUGUAAGUGGCUUUAACCAAGAUGUUAACUUCACCAAUGACAAGAUUUAUGCUUCUCGUUUCUUCAUACAGACUAUAAACAUAACUAAUUCCCUUGAAGAAGAGAACAUGUUGAAUAAGCUGAGAGAGACAGCUGCAAAGAGCUCCUUGCAGAAUGCCUCCUUAAUGGUUUAUCACCCAGCAUUUAUUUACUAUGACCAGUAUGCUGUCAUAGUGAGUAACACCAUACAGAAUGUUGUAGUUGCCACGGCAGCCAUGUGGGUGAUCUCCCUCCUGCUGAUUCCAAACCCUCUCUGCUCUCUGUGGGUGACCUUUGCCAUCGCCUCUGUCAUUGCGGGCGUGGCCGGGUUCAUGGCUUUGUGGGACGUUAAUCUGGACUCCAUAUCCAUGAUUAACCUGGUUGUCUGCAUUGGCUUCUCAGUGGACUUCUCUGCGCACAUUUCAUACGCCUUUGUCUCAAACAGUAAGCCGAGGGCCAACGAGAAGGCUGUUGAGGCGCUCUUUUCCCUGGGCUAUCCUAUAGUGCAGGGGGCAGUCUCCACCAUACUGGGGGUGGUGGUGCUGUCUGCUUCAAAGAGCUACAUCUUCAGAACCUUCUUCAAGAUCAUGUUCCUGGUCAUCCUGUUUGGGGCGGUUCACGGCGUCAUGUUCAUCCCGGUGUUUCUGACCUUUUUUGGAAUUUGUAGCAAGUCGGGUAAAGUCAACAGUGAAGAAAAACACGUGGAUGCGGGGCAAAAGGAAGAAGGGGUCGUAAAAACUGUUCACGUGUAUGAAAAUCGCAUAUGUGUGCUGGCCGAUGAGGAGCCUGAACUUCAACUUGUGGAGCUCUCCUAA